CGCUGUUGAUGGACUGCUCCAAGGCUGGAGUUGGGGCCCGGGGGCUGUGGGGCCCUGUGCUGGUUGUCAUCAUUCUGGGAGCAUGCAAGGCACACCCUAUCCCUGACUCCAGCCCCCUCCUCCAAUUUGGGGGUCAAGUUCGGCUCAGGCACCUCUAUACAGAUGACACUCAGGAGACCGAAGCCCACCUGGAGAUCAGGGCAGAUGGCACCGUGGUGGGGACUGCUCACCGCAGUCCCGAAAGUCUCUUGGAGCUGAAAGCCCUGAAGCCAGGAGUCAUUCAAAUCUUGGGGAUCAAGACAUCCAGAUUCUUGUGCCAGAGGCCAGACGGGGCACUCUAUGGAUCGCUCCACUUUGACCCUGAGGCUUGCAGCUUCCGGGAGCUGCUUCUGGAAGAUGGUUACAACAUUUACCAUUCUGAAGUCCUGGGUCUCCCCCUGCGCCUGCCUCCCCACAAUUCACCACCCCAGGAUCCCAUGCCUCGGGGACCAGCCCGCUUCCUGCCUCUGCCAGGCCUGCCCCCCGCGCCACCGGAGCCCCCAGGAAUCCUGGCUCCUGAGCCCCCUGACGUGGGCUCCUCUGACCCUCUGAGCAUGGUGGGACCUUUGCAGGGCCGAAGUCCCAGCUAUGCUUCCUGAAGCCACAGUCCACGUGUUUUGGGGGUUCCUCUUAUUUAUUGGGGGUAUUUAUCUUAUUUAUUUUUGUACUUUUCUUACUUGAGUAAUAAAGAGUCUGUAAG
Perognathus longimembris pacificus (Pacific pocket mouse) is the source of this 739-nucleotide messenger RNA. It is a transcript of the gene Fgf21, whose product is annotated as fibroblast growth factor 21. The record is from RefSeq and is a predicted model, not a curated record. Lineage: Eukaryota; Metazoa; Chordata; Mammalia; Rodentia; Heteromyidae. Gene Ontology annotation, molecular function: growth factor activity; fibroblast growth factor receptor binding. Gene Ontology annotation, cellular component: cytoplasm. Bases 9 to 638 code for a protein of 209 amino acids. The transcript is spliced from 3 exons. Gene Ontology annotation, biological process: cell differentiation; animal organ morphogenesis; positive regulation of gene expression.